This is a messenger RNA of Klebsormidium nitens, 2040 nucleotides long. The record is from the annotation of a GenBank genome assembly. NCBI's taxonomy places the organism in Eukaryota, Viridiplantae, Streptophyta, Klebsormidiophyceae, Klebsormidiales, Klebsormidiaceae.
GUUUCGAGAGGUUUUCUCAAAACGGGCCGUGAGUCUGGGUUGCCUUCGCACAAUUGAAACAGGGAAUUAGGGUUUGUGUGCUGAGCUGUGAUUUUGAGUCUGAGGACGGUUUCAUUGCUUUCUGUGCAGACCUUUUGGCGCCAUCUGGACUCGGGCCUGAACAAUUUAGCAAGGGCUGAUUGCAUCCAGCAGUUGUGCCCCCAACUUCACCGUAAGGCUGCUGCUCCAAUGAGCUCCAGCGCUGCAGCGGGGUCGUCUGGACCCAAAGCGGCGGAAGCGGGCGAACUCUUGUUUGCAGGUGUCACAGACUGGACUGGUGUCGGAAGGACUGAGAAAGCAAAGCUGACUCCGGACGCGAAAGCCGAGAAGGAUGCAACCUACCCCGACCUGAGCCUGCCUACGAGACUGGAGGCCGUCAAGGACAUUGACUUCAAAAUUGUGGCGUCUGGGUCAGCAUCGGCGCAUGCUAUUGCGAUUGAUGUGGACGGGCAACUGUACACAUGGGGGAGAAACGAGAACGGGCAGCUUGGGCACGGCGACCUUCUCCAGCGCAAUACGCCAACAGUUGUCGAGGCUCUGAAGAAGCACAAGAUCGUAAAGGCUGCUGCCGGGAAGCAGCACACAGUCGUCGUGACUGAGGACGGCACCAGUUUCGCGUUUGGCAGCAACAAGAACGGCCAACUAGGCACCGGGAAUUUGAAGAGCGAGCAGGAGACGUCCCCAGUAAAGUGCCUAGUGCAGGACGCGACUGACGUGGCGUGCGGAGCAGAGUUCACGGUGUGGCUUACAAAGAAAGGAGUGUGGUCGUGCGGUCUGCCGCAGUACGGCCAGCUAGGCGACGGGUCAGAUCAUGAGUACAACGCCAAGGCGAGCUCCGUCCAGUUGGUUUACGAACCGCAGCCGACGCCAAAAGCGAUCGCCGGCCUCAACGGGAAGAAGGUCGUGCGGGUCGCCUGUGGAAACAACCACACAGUGGUGUCGGACGAGGAGGGGUCGGUUUACACGUGGGGUUUUGGCGCAUACGGUCGGUUGGGGCACAAGACGCCCAAGGACGAGUGGAAGCCACGCAAGGUCGACUUCUUCUCCAACAGGAUGGCGCUUCCGGCCGGCUCGCUCAUCACGGCCGGGGGGGCCUUCUCAGGCUGCACUGCAGUCGGCGGUCAGCUGUACAUGUGGGGCCAGAUCAAGCCGACGGGAGAGGCCUGGAUGUCCCCUGCGCCCGUGCAUGACCUCAGCGGCUGGAAUAUCCGCAGCAUGGACUGUGGGUCCACGAGCAAAAUCGUAAGCGCCGAUGACUCGUGCAUAAGCUUUGGCAACGCGACGCACGGAGAGCUGGGCUACGGCCCUAAGGGUCCAAAGUCCUCCGCAAACGCAAAGAAGAUUGACGCCCUAAACGGCUUCCACGUAAUAAAGGUAGCUGCUGGUCUGGCGCACACGCUGUUCAUCGUCGACCGAACAGUCGAGAGCGAGGAGCUUGAAAAGUUGCCCGUUUUCCAGCCCACGAGAGAUGUUGAAGAAGGCGCCGCUGCCGAAGAGGGCGCCAAAGGCAAACGAAAAGCGCCCGUAGGCAAGGGCAAAGCGAAAGCCGAGCCCCCCGCAAAGAAAGGGAAGGCGGCAGCGGCCCCCGCCCCAGCGAAAAAGGGCCGGGGCAAAAAGUAGGGGGGGAGAUGUUAACCCAGAUAUUAACCUAGAUGUUGAAACAUGUACUUCACUUUUGCGGAGCGUUUUGGAAGAGGCGCAGAGGCUGAGAUGGUCGAGGGGGGCUUUGACUCAGGCAGCGGUAGAACAGUGGACGAAGAGUUCAGGAUUCGAAGUGGUAAUGAUGCAGCCGUUUGACGCAGAUUAUUGAAAGAGCAGAGUGUUGAACGGCCAACCUGCUUCCCUAAUACUUGAUGACGAGUCAGCUCGUGCUCAUUCUUCGGAUCAAUUCUGUAUAAUCUUAUGAGUCAAACCACAACUAGUCAGCCUGAACAGCCGUUUGAGAUUAAGACUGUGCUUUUGCAACCUCUUUCGGGGCGCUGAAGUUAAAAGGCCCGCUGA